AUGCUUGAGACCCUUGGCCAGGUCCAGCAGACAACGGACUCUCUGAAUCAAAACUUGAUACAGCUGCUGAAAAAUGCAUCGUCAGCACCAGAAUCUAAACAUUAUACGUUGAUCCAGAACGUCUGGUCUUCUGCCUGGAGCGCGGAAGGAUCUGAAUUGACCACGGAUGAUGACCUAUGGCUCGACACCAGCGAGAAUACUAAUGAAUUUUGUACCAACGCCAUCAUUGAAAGCCUCAAGUUCCAGGGGGUUGACUCUCGAGAGGCGGCUAUUAGCAAGGCCUACGAACAGACGUAUGAGUGGGUGUUUGAGGAGCCGCAGGAAGCUGCUCCUAAGCAGAGACCAUGGUCCAGUCUCGUGUCAUGGCUACAAGGCACCUCGGCCAACAUAUACUGGAUCACCGGCAAAGCUGGAGCUGGCAAGUCGACCUUGAUGAAAUUCAUGGUUGGACAUCCCAGCCUGCACGAGCGGCUGGCACGAUGGGGCAGGCGCAGCAACAAGCCUCUGCUCGUUGCGUCCUUUUAUUUCUGGAACGCAAGCACUCUAAAUAUGCAAAAGUCUCAGGAAGGCUUGAUGAGAUCUCUUCUAGCCCAGUUCCUCGCCCAAAUGCCAUCCAUCGUCGCCCGGGUGUGUCCUCGGCGUUGGGCGCUGCUCAAGAUCUUUGGCCAGCGCUGCGUAGAUCGCGUCCCAGCUUGGACUCUUCAGGAACUCUCUGAAAGCUUCGCUCUAUUCAGCCUGCUUGUGGGCACUAGUUUCAAUCUUGCCUUGUUCAUCGACGGAUUGGACGAAUUCGACGGCAAACACAGCAAUCUAAUACAGUUUGUUAAGCUGCUCCACUCUCGACCAGGUACAAAGAUAUGUGUUAGCAGCCGGCCUUGGGUAGACUUCCUAGAUGCCUUCCACGACAGCCCUCAACUCAGGAUGGAGGACCUGACGACAGACGACAUUGGGAUUUUUGCGCGCGGCAAGUUUGAAGAAACGCGGGCAUUCCGGGAACUACGAGAUGCCAUGCCAAGCGAGGCCCAUAGGCUGAUGAAAGGAAUCGCUGAAAAGGCCAAGGGCGUCUUCUUAUGGGUCUCUGUCGUCGUUCAUCUGCUGCGCGAGGGCCUCACUGAAGGAGAUAGCCUGCAAGAUCUCCAGAAUAUGCUAGACACCCUCCCGAGCGACAUCUCCAACCUGUACAAAAGCAUAUGGAAAGGUAUCAAACCACAAUACAUCGGCCACGCCUCAAAGCUGUUCCAGGUGCAUAGCUGUUCGACGUUGCCGCUAGAUGUCGUAACUCUGUGGCUUGCCGACGAAGAAAACACUCUCGAUUACGAUAUCAGCUUUGUCCAGGGGGAUCUCCAGCGCCACAUCGUACAGAUCAUGACAAGGCGGUUGGACAGUAGGACACGAGGCCUGCUUGAGAUAUCCACCGACGGCACUGUCGACUAUCUGCACAGGACUGUUCGUGAAUGGAUCAUGCUCAUCUGGCCCGACAUCUGCGCCAAGUCUCCGCCCAGCUUCGAUCCGCAUCUCCAGCUGCUUAAAGCUCUCGCAGUUGAGAGCCUGAGCUCCAAGCUGUGGGAUGGUCACGGGAUGCUCAUGCCGUUUACUUUCUGGCAACGCGUGUCCGUCUGCUUCUAUCAUGCUUGUCGCAUUCUCGACACUGAGGUUAAUGCUGCGCCCCUCGUGCGUGCCCUCGAUCGCCUUGAUGCAGAUUUAUCGCAAGUCUCAAAGAUGUACGCAAUGCCUGACGGCAGAUUGCCGCUCUAUCGUAGCACCGCAGUAUCGGGAAUCACCAUGACCACCGACGACGAGGACCUUUUACCGCACUGGGUAACUACGCAGUACACACUGACAGAUGGAAGUUUGCACAAUUCCUUCAUCGGCCUGUGUGCGCAAUUCGGGGUGCUCCCAUACGUCCGUGAAAAGAUCACCCGCCAACCAGAGCUGUUGAAUCUGCCUGCGAAGACACACUCGGUGCUCGCCUGUGCUGUUUUCGGCCCCGAGCAUUUCGGCCGGCCAGAUAUUAUCGAUUCCAUGGGCCAGUAUCUAAACACCACUUCAUUGGACACGAGACUAGCACUCGUACGCUUCUUGCUAGAUAAUGAAGCAUUGACGCUAUUGCCUGAGCAGCCAGCCUUGUGCGCCGGGGAUCAAACCACAUGGAAUGAAGUGCAACAAAAGGUGGAAUAUUACAAUAGUCGCGCCAACCACGAGCAAUCCAAGAUGCAGCGUGAGUAUUGGGAUGCAGUUUCCGAGCUUUUCGAGGAGCGUGUACAAAUUUUGGUGCAGCGGUCGAGAGCGGCUCCAAGAAUCCGGCACAAGGCAGAGCCCAGAAGUUAUUCAAUUUUUCGCUUCUUGAGGAGAUUGAGGAGUAAAGCUGGGGAAAGCAUGUGA
Trichoderma gamsii is the source of this 2382-nucleotide messenger RNA. RefSeq lists its product as hypothetical. The transcript has a single exon. The coding region runs from base 1 to 2382 and encodes 793 amino acids. The record is from RefSeq and is a predicted model, not a curated record. NCBI's taxonomy places the organism in Eukaryota, Fungi, Ascomycota, Sordariomycetes, Hypocreales, Hypocreaceae.